Messenger RNA from Tribolium castaneum (red flour beetle), 651 nucleotides. RefSeq lists its product as uncharacterized. The record is from RefSeq and is a predicted model, not a curated record. Lineage: Eukaryota; Metazoa; Arthropoda; Insecta; Coleoptera; Tenebrionidae. The transcript has 2 exons. The coding region runs from base 114 to 614 and encodes 166 amino acids.
GCAUAUAACUACGCGCAAAACCAUUUAAUGAAAUCUAUAAAACAUAUGAAAGAUAUGUAUCUACUCUAAAAUUCGAUUCCACUUCGGCUCUUAUUAAUCCAGCACCAAUCACCAUGAACACCCGCGCCCUUUUCCUACUGUCUGUCGUUGCUUUUGCUUCAGUCAAAGCUGAGCUCAAAUGCUACGACUGCGAGCCACACCAAUCAGGAUGCUUAUCGCCAGCCACAGCCAAUAUCAAAAGCACUGUGUGCCUUAGUGACGCAGGCGAGAAAAACCGCAUUCAGAAGGAAAUAAACGACAUUAAUAAAUUAGACAUUAGCCCGCGUGGCAAUUUCGAAGAGAACGCGUUCGAGUGCUUCUCCUUGUACUUUGAAGCGGACGACGCGAAUGAGUCGGGGGUUUACCGGGGAUGCGUGGAAAAAACAAAAACUGUCAUCUCCUCCUGCGAUUAUCUCACCGAGACGCUGAAAAACGGAAACGUCUCCAACUGCAAAACGUGUGCAGAGAACGAGUGUAACGUCCAUGACGUGGGCGGCGGCGCCACCGGGGUGACGGUUUCCGUAGCCCUUGUUGUGCUAAACCUUGUAAUUUGUCUGAAUGUACUUCAUUUUUAAACGCCUAUUGAAAUAAAUUUUUAUUACGUAAACUUAA